This is a messenger RNA of Trichobilharzia szidati, 2607 nucleotides long. NCBI's taxonomy places the organism in Eukaryota, Metazoa, Platyhelminthes, Trematoda, Strigeidida, Schistosomatidae. The record is from the annotation of a GenBank genome assembly.
AUGAUGGUCGAUUUAACCUCUGAAUGUCGAAAUAAACAUAUGAAUCACCAUACUGAUAUCAAUCCUAGUGGAAAUGCUGAAAUCGUCACAAAUAUAUCUGAUGACCUGCCAUCACAUCCUACUUCGCUAUCUUUAUCAUCACAGCAUCAAGUACCUAGACAAGAAUUACACGGAAGUUAUUCAACAAAAAAUCUUCAAAAUCAAGUCUAUCCUCUUGCUUCUGUAUUUCAUAAUCCUUUAAACCACAUACGCGACUAUAAGUACACUAAACCAGAAGUAAUAAAACAAAUCUCUUGUACAAAUAAAAUUAAAAAUAACAAACCUACUGAACUGUGCAAUAACAGUGUCGACAAAUGCACACUGGACAUACUCAACCAACAUUGUCACCAUCCACAACCUAUUUCAUUUUGCUCAAACUUUUCUAAAUCACAGUUAAACAGUCAGCGUAAACGUAUCUAUACCUUCGGAACGAUAAAAUCUAAAACCUCCAUACAACAACAUUCAUCAAAACGUAUGAAAAGAUCGAAUGCCGCCAGUCAUGUGGAUUUACGAUUGAAACUGUUCAAGAAUCAGCUGCCUGAUCCAAAUUCAUCCAAUUUCAACAACAAAAAGAAUACUCCAAAGAAGAUGGCACCAAGAAAACAAACAGAAAGUCUAUAUUCAGAUGAGUAUCCGUCGAAUCAGAAAGGAAGUAAACCUGGCGAUAGCCUUCAGCGUAAAAUGAAAGCAGACAAAAUCAACAGUGCUAUUUUUCACGAAAUCGACGCAUCUUUCCGCGUGAAUAAUUCUACCAGUUAUAAAAAGACUACUACUGAUAACGGUGAAACAAGUAGUAAUGACCAUAGGGAUGACUUCAAAAAUUUACUUAAGAAAACGUAUGAUGAUGGACAGGCAUCCUCGUCGUCAGCGAAACAGACACUGGUGAUGUCUCCUGACGAUUAUAACAGACUAUUCUAUAAAUACAGUAAUAAUAAUAAUAAUCAGGGCUUGAUACAUGAGAAUAUUAAAAGACAAUUACAGAAGUUAUCUACGUCAAUAGGUGAUGCCUCACAGUUCAGUGUAUACUCCUCUUCAGAGUGUCAUAAUAAUAAUAAUAAUGAUAAACCUUUAGAUUUACGUAAUCCAUUACAGUUGCCGUGUAAUGAUGUCGUCUUAUCAUUGAGGAAUAAUUCCAAUAGUGAAAAUGAAAAUGUUGAUACAACAAGGAAUUCUCUGAUGAAAAGUACAAAUUUUAAUGAAUUCUGGUCAUCCCUUUUUAUCUGGAUGAAUAGGAAACAAAAUGAACAGCGAGAAAAAAUUCAGGUGCCUCAACCAUCAUCAUCGUUGUCAGCAUCAAUUCUGUCUACAGAUCAAAUGAAUUUCAUGACUCCAAAUAACAAUACAAACACACCAUAUUCUAAUUACCAUCAAAUACCAAAUCCUCAAACUGAUUUUAGUCAUUUAUUUUAUUCACAUAUGUCAUAUCCUCCUACUUCAGUGAUACCACCACCCCCAGCACCACCCCCGCCAGCACCAUCAUCUGUUUCAGAUCCAGCAUCACCUGUCUUCCCAUCUCCACCGUCUACUACAGCAAAUCCCGGAAAUAUUUUUAUGCCCUCCGGUUAUUCUAUGAAUCAUCAUCAUCAAUAUAAUCAUCAUCACCAUCACCAUCCGACAGCUUCUGUUGUCUAUCCAGUGGCAGCAGCCGCCGCUGCAAUGGCUGUUGCUACUGCUGUAGCCGCGGCCUCUUUUCAACCGGUUUCAUCGUCAUCAGCCUCCUCCUCUUCUUGUGAUCAGCUCUAUUCGACAAUAUCUUCUUCAAAUGGGGGUGGUGCGGGUGAGUUCAGUUCUCAAUGUACACGGAACAUCUUACAACAACAACAACAUAAUAAUGAUAUCGAUUUAAACCAAGGCGAAUCCGUCUCUCCAUCGCCUUAUACAAAUUCAAAUCUACCUGGAUCACAUCUAUCUGUUAGCGGUUAUCCGGAUAUUAUUACUCCUCGAGCAUAUCCUCUUACAACUUCAUCUACUCAUAUAAUGGAUCACUGUCAAACGUCUUCUUAUGAUUCUGAUGAUAAACUUGGAAAUCAAUCGAUUUCUGAAAGAAUCCUGGAUCAUCAUUUGUCUAAAAUGAUCAAUAAAGCAACAGCAGCAGCAGCAGAAGAGGAAGAAGAAGAAGUGGAAGUCGAAGUAGACCACCAGCAACAACAACACCAACACCACCGACACCACCACCACCACCAACAACAACAGCAAAUGCUUCUACAUCAAACCAGUAAAAAGAAAUAUCUAGACAGCAUUGAAUUUCUUAGUCCACAUAUCCUUCCACCUUCAGAAAGUUUAGUCGGUCGUCUAUCUUUAGAUAGUCGGCAUCAAUUCGCGCAAAGAUUCUCCUGCUCCUCCUCCUCCUCCGCAGUAUCAUCAGCGACGACAUCAUUGUUAGAUAGUUAUGCUGCCGACCCGAAUUUACAUCAUAUAGAUAACAGAGAGAUGAAUGAACACCACCAACACGAACACCAACAACUAUCGAAUGAUGAAUUUAUACAAUUCCACAAAACAUUCCAAUUGGGUAGAUCGUGUGAGUCUAGUAAUAAUAAUAAUAGUAAUAAUAAUGAAUAAUAAUCAUAA